Molecule: messenger RNA, 492 nt
Organism: Penicillium canescens
Lineage: Eukaryota; Fungi; Ascomycota; Eurotiomycetes; Eurotiales; Aspergillaceae
Product: DNA-directed RNA polymerase II core subunit RPB11
Exons: 4
Coding region: 1-492 (163 amino acids)
Biological process (GO): transcription by RNA polymerase II
Cellular component (GO): RNA polymerase II, core complex
Molecular function (GO): protein dimerization activity; DNA binding
Source: RefSeq, a predicted model, not a curated record
AUGCCCGAACUUUCCUUCGUUACCACCACGGCGGCCAUCGCCAAGGAUCGUUAUGGCCGCCGGGGCUCUGCUCCUGCCCCACGCCACGAGCGUAGCCUCAUGUCUGCAGGAGAUGAGGUCCCUGAUGUGUACGAGGCGAUCCUGCUCGCUCCCGGCGAGAACAAGAUCGACGUCGAGGUCGACACUCGCCUUCCUUCGGCUGCGAUCUUCACUUUCCACAAGGAGGACCACACCCUCGGCAACAUGCUGCGCACUCGCUUGCUCAAGACCCAGCAUGUCAUUUUUGCUGCCUACAAGGUCCCCCAUCCUCUGACUCCGAACUUCUUAUUGCGUGUUCAAACCGAUGGUGAAGUCACUCCUCGCCAGGCUGUUAUCAACGCCUGCCAUGCUCUGAUCAAGGACUUGGGUAUCCUUUCUCGCGAGUUUACCAAGGAGUAUGAGCUUCGCAAGAUGGCCAACGCCGCCAACCAGCAGCAGCAAGGCGCCGAGUAA